Molecule: messenger RNA, 1729 nt
Organism: Protopterus annectens (West African lungfish)
Lineage: Eukaryota; Metazoa; Chordata; Ceratodontiformes; Protopteridae
Gene: SIAH2
Product: siah E3 ubiquitin protein ligase 2
Exons: 2
Coding region: 298-1233 (311 amino acids)
Biological process (GO): proteasome-mediated ubiquitin-dependent protein catabolic process; multicellular organism development
Cellular component (GO): cytoplasm
Molecular function (GO): ubiquitin conjugating enzyme binding; ubiquitin protein ligase activity; zinc ion binding
Source: RefSeq, a predicted model, not a curated record
GAUGUCAUCACGUUUAACGUCUGUAAUAUUCCAGAAAGUACCUUAAAGCAUGAUUCUUAAGUUGGAGAUCGUUGUUGGUCUGUAAUUUAUACAGUGUAGUAUAUUUAAAAUAUAUAGAGACUUUGUCGAGUACUGAAAUACGAUUCGGUAACAGUACUGGAUUGUUCACUGCCGAUUUACAGUGAUCGAACAAGUAGGAGUGAAUGCCACGUCAAUAACUUAAUAUUACCGCUUAGUACCGACUAAUUGGAUUGCAAAGCCCGAAGAUCGCGGUUCGAUGCUCUGCUACGCAUCGCGAUGAGCCGCCCUUCCUCUGCCGGACCUAGUGUUAGCAAACCCUGCAGCAAGCAACAGCAGCACGCUCCGUCGCCUGUUCUUCCGCCUCCUUUGCCUCCAGGAUCUGGAAGUGCUGCCUUGCUACCUGCUGCUGCAGCUGUCAUUACCGGCCCCGGGCCGGUGUCCCCCCAGCACCACGAACUGACCUCGAUCUUCGAGUGCCCUGUUUGUUUCGACUAUGUGCUGCCGCCGAUCCUUCAGUGCCAGGCUGGACACCUUGUUUGCAACACAUGUCGCCAGAAACUGUCUUGCUGCCCGACGUGUCGUGGCUCGCUGACACCCAGUAUAAGGAAUUUGGCCAUGGAGAAGGUGGCUUCAGCAGUCCUCUUCCCUUGCAAGUAUGCUUCAACAGGAUGUUCGCAGUCAUUUCAUCACACAGAGAAGCCAGAACAUGAGGACAUCUGUGAAUACCGUCCCUACUCCUGCCCCUGCCCUGGUGCUUCCUGCAAAUGGCAGGGCUCCCUUGAAGCUGUAAUGCCACACCUCAUGCACGCGCACAAAAGCAUCACCACCUUGCAAGGAGAAGAUAUUGUGUUCCUUGCCACAGACAUUAACCUGCAGGGGGCAGUAGACUGGGUAAUGAUGCAGUCCUGCUUUGGCCAUCAUUUCAUGCUUGUACUGGAGAAACAGGAGAAGUACGAAGGUCACCAGCAGUUUUUUGCCAUUGUUUUACUGAUCGGUACACGGAAGCAAGCAGAGAACUUUGCAUACAGACUUGAACUGAACGGCAGUCGCCGACGAUUAACUUGGGAAGCUACACCACAGUCUAUUCACGAUGGAGUGGCUGCUGCUAUAAUGAACAGUGAUUGUCUUGUUUUUGACACAGCCAUAGCACAUCUUUUUGCAGAUAAUGGAAACCUUGGUAUUAAUGUGACUAUUUCUACUUGUUGCCCAUGAGCUGCAUGUUUCAGUCUUACAACAAUGUGAAUUUAUAUGUGUUUCAUCCCUUUUGGAUCUGUUUUUUCUCCUUUCUCUUAUCUGUGCGUUUACAUUGAGUCCAAGAAUAUUUUGCCAAUUGUAUGCCUACAAUCCUGAUGAGUACUACAUGUGGUAUGCAUUACUCAAGACAAAAAGCAGGUUUUUGUACCGUAAUAUGCAUUUGGAUUGGAGGUUAAUAACUUCACAAAUCAAAUUACGCCUCUAGUAACCCACAGGAAAAAGUUAAAACCAUCUUGUUCCCCUUUGACCACAUCACCAAAGAUUAAAAAGUGAAAUUUGUAUAUGUUUGAGUCCACAUCUGAUGGUUUUAGUAAGUGGCUAUUCAUUCUGCCAUAGAGCUUUUAUUAAUGUGAAAAAGGUUCAUAGAAACAUGUAGCUGAAAUGUUUGUUAGUAGUGUCAUGUUGAUAUUGUUGCCAUAGGUAUUUUAGUUUUGUAAUAAACACAUCAAGGAAA